Anastrepha obliqua is the source of this 1140-nucleotide messenger RNA. RefSeq names its product exonuclease 3'-5' domain-containing protein 2-like. The transcript has 2 exons. Gene Ontology annotation, biological process: nucleobase-containing compound metabolic process. The coding region runs from base 140 to 874 and encodes 244 amino acids. Lineage: Eukaryota; Metazoa; Arthropoda; Insecta; Diptera; Tephritidae. Gene Ontology annotation, cellular component: cytoplasm; nucleus. Gene Ontology annotation, molecular function: nucleic acid binding; 3'-5' exonuclease activity. The record is from RefSeq and is a predicted model, not a curated record.
UAAUGCAGUUAUAAAUUGACGUUAAUUUGCUAACGAGCUUUUUAGCAUAGUGCGACGAGUAAUUUUUCUUCUAAUAACAAAUCUUAUUAAGUAUUUUCGGUAUUUUUUAAAUCUAUCAUUUGGAAACUAAUUUCUAAAUAUGCCAAACCCGAAUCCAUUAGAAGCAGCUGCGAUCGGAGCUGGUGCUGGCCUCCUAUAUUGGUGGUUUAGGAGCGGCUCCAACGAGCAAAGAGUUACUCCAAAGUUACUGCUACAACAACAAACAGUUGUAAUAAACAACUAUAAGCAAUGUGAGGACGCCGUGAAGAUUUUACGAAAGCACUGCGAAGAAAAUCCAGUAUUAGGCUUUGACUGCGAGUGGAUGUGGGGAUCGAAGGGAGUAGAUCUUUUGCAGUUGUGCACUCACAAGGGCUAUUGUGCAUUAAUUCGUUUGUGUGCAAUGGACACUUUGCCACGAUCACUUCGCGACUUACUGAUCGAUUUUCAUGUUGUUAAAGUUGGCGUCGCUCCACUUAACGACGCUGGCCGGCUUUCAAGGGAAUUUAACCUAACGACUGUUUCUACAUUAGAUUUGCGUUUUGUUGCCGUUCUUACUGGUGAAAAACCUGGUACUUUGGCUGCUAUGUAUGAGAGGGUGGUAGGCGGUACUCUAAAGUGUUUGGAUUUGUCUGCAAAUUGGCAAGCGAAUAAUCUGACACAAGAACAAAUUGACUAUGCUGCUGGUGAUGCCAAAGCUGGUAUGGAAAUUUAUACAACUCUAGUUCAAAAAGUGUCGGAUGCAAGCGUUUUCGAACAGUAUUACGAUCAGAGAUAUGAUCCGCAUCAUCACGAUACAUUAAAACCAAUUGCAACAAACAAAUGUUCACCGCAGUGAAGUUAAUAUACAUAUGUACGUAUGUUUAAUAUAGUGAUCGGUCUUUGUAUGUAUAUAUAUACGCGUAUCUAUGGCAAAAGCUUAAAUAUCUAAUAUAUCAAGGCGAAUUUAUAGAAGGUGGUAUAGAAUACAUUUACAUGUACGUAUUUUGUUUUUGCAAUUUGGUUGCUCAUAUGUAUAUAUGUAUGUCAAAAUUCAAUGAGAAUGUAAAAAACAAACAAAACGACAAUAAAGUAACAGUGCAUUUUAAGGUAUGAAAUUUCAAA